AUGCCGGCAGUGCCGCUGUUUCUAAGGGCAUCCACGUCAAAUCAAAGGGAAAACUUUGGCCAACUAAACGCCAUCGAGAACAGGCGCAUCACUGGCAGUUUAGACGCGGAGACGAUAUCUGAUGGACCGAACUUGGAUCUGUGGGCAAUCACCGAUGCUAUCAUUCCAGUGAACGUCAAGCGGAACAGGUACUCUAACGUGUUUCCGUGGAACAAGAAUAGGGUCCAGCUCCCAGUCAAACCAGGUGCCUCAGACUACAUCAACGCGUCAUAUGUGACUGUACAAGACAUCGACGGCAAUCAAGACAACUACAUUGCCUGUCAGGGUCCCUUGGAGACCACUGCCCAUCACUUCUGGACCAUGGCGUUCAAUGAAUCGGAAAAGCAGCAGAAUGACACCAUUAUCAUCGUCAUGGUCACUCCCUUGAUCGAGAGCAACAUGAUCAAAUGCAGCAAAUACUGGCCCGAUAGUAGCCACCCGGUCAUAGACUACUCCGGCCUUGUGCGCAAGGAUGGUAUAGAUUUGCCCAAACUCACGGUAUCCUACGUCGCUGAGGAGUACAACACUGAAGGCGACUACCUUUUGACCAACUUCGAAUUGAGCGUGGGAAACAAGGUCAAACAGGUCUACCACUACUACUACUACAAAUGGGCUGAUGCAAAAGUGCCUCCCUCUAUUGCUCCAUUGAUUAAAUUGUCACAAGAUGUCCGUACUACCGUUGGUGCUGCGGGCGGUGCCAGCAAUCCUGUCCCUAUUGUGCAUUGCUCGGCAGGCGUGGGCAGAACAGGUACCUUCAUCGCCAUAGACCACCUUUUCCAUGACCUUGAGCAUCUUGCUACAAGCUCCGGCAAGAGAAAGGAGUACGACAUCAGCCAGGACCCGAUUCUUCACACUGUUGCUCAAUUGAGAAGCAACAGAAUGAUGAUGGUGCAAACAGUUUAUCAGUACAACUUCCUCUAUGAUGCGGCUAGGGAAUUGUUGGACCAGGUCAAGCCAUGA
Messenger RNA from Suhomyces tanzawaensis NRRL Y-17324, 999 nucleotides. RefSeq names its product tyrosine protein phosphatase (gene PTP1). The transcript has a single exon. Gene Ontology annotation, biological process: protein dephosphorylation. The record is from RefSeq and is a predicted model, not a curated record. The coding region runs from base 1 to 999 and encodes 332 amino acids. Gene Ontology annotation, molecular function: protein tyrosine phosphatase activity. Lineage: Eukaryota; Fungi; Ascomycota; Pichiomycetes; Serinales; Debaryomycetaceae.